This is a messenger RNA of Bombyx mandarina (wild silkworm), 2304 nucleotides long. RefSeq lists its product as uncharacterized. The record is from RefSeq and is a predicted model, not a curated record. Gene Ontology annotation, biological process: sensory perception of sound. NCBI's taxonomy places the organism in Eukaryota, Metazoa, Arthropoda, Insecta, Lepidoptera, Bombycidae.
GCCUCCACCGAAGGAACUCGUGUAACUGUAAAUUUUCAAAAUUCGAACGUUCAAUUCGAACCGGCCAAUAGCCGUCGUCCAAUCCGAUUUUUUUGCAUACAGAGUGUUCCGUUAGUGCUUAUGUGAAUCUACAGGGUGCUCUAGUGUCGGAUAAAGUGGAUAUUUGACUCGCGUUGACCCGGUGUAAAAACAUCGUGAACCUCAUCGUGCAUAGUUGACCCAUUCACGAACCGACGCCGGAAACAUUAUGCCUUAUACGUACAACAGUAUCUGAAGACGGACCUGAACACCUUAACAGUCGAGACACCGUUAAUUAUGCCAAUUUAUUAACACGAUCCAACAUGGAAGAAGUAGCCGCGCGUCCCAGUUUAGAGUACAUCCCGCCCCUACCCCCCAAAACUAAGCAAAGGGGCUCGACUACAUUCACACAAAUAAGAACAGAAGAUACAAGUUCGAAAUCGAACGGUAUUAAUGCUGAACGCAACAUGGAUUCGCUGAGUUCAAUGCACUCGCUCGUCCUUAAUUCUAAGACCCCAUCCACAACGGUAUUCAUAGCGGCGACCCAGUCAGAACGACCCGCGAGCACGCCAACCACGGACGCUCUCAACGGUCCACACGUGGUCACAAUCAGAAUCAACACCGAUUCAAACAAACCGAAAGCCCCCAAAAUAUCGAGCGUGCACCUCAAAAGCGACAUCGACUACGAUCAUUUCAAAACAAGCGACGUAUGCAGAAAAAGCAAUAACAGCCUCGUCAGAUUGAACGUCGAUGAGACUACACCCAAAAUUCUUGAAAGAGAAGGAAAUAAUAAGACUGAUAUAGCUCCUUAUAUAUAUUGUAACUCAUUCAGUUCGAUGACCAGUAUGGUUAUGUCGAGCGGUCAAUGUUCUCCGAGUGACACUUUAGAUUCGGGAACAUGCAGCGACCUUGACGGCACCCCACCUCCGCUACCCAAAAAGAAGUCAUUCAAAUCCAAUUCCGCAAAGAAAAUUGUGUCGGUAACUUUGAUUCGCAACGGCAGCCAAGGCGAACUAGAUUUUGAAGAUAACGACUCGAACAUAUCGUGCGAUUCUCUGAACAGCAGUGAAUUCAGCGGGAGCGUUCACACCGACGAAAGUCACAGUGACUAUGGCAAGAAAGAUAAGAAACUCGAUAUACCAGUCGCGCCGGUGAUGCCAGUGUGCAACAAAAUGGCCGUCAAAGACAGCUUUCUGCCGCAAGGUCUACUUCAAGACAUCAGAGACCGCUCGGCCAAACUAAGCACAGUCGAAACGGAAAGUCAAAACAAUGAACACGACAACGAAGAAACGAACCAGAAUAUUAAUGAAGAUGCUAAUGUCCCUAAAGAAAGUGCACAGCUCACUUCGUUCCGUCUGGUUUCGCAGUUUGAUAGACAGACAAAGAGCGUAAGCGAGUCAUUACCGAACCUCUGCUCCCAAACGCCUCUAAUAAACGAAAGUACUUACGAGGAAAGAAAGAAAGAGGACAAAAUAAAACAAGAGCAAAUGUUUUAUAGCAGUCAUUAUUUUGAUACGGACAAGUUUUACGAUUUCCAUCUAAACGAGAAGCAAUUUGACGAGAAUGACUCAUUGAAAAGUGUGAGUGUUAGCAAAGUGGACAGUGAAGUGAGUGAUUUAGAAUAUUUCGCCGGCGUCAAGGACUUCAAGAACGAGGACAUGCCCUCGACUAUUAAAAGUUCAAAGGGUACGAUCCGUGGCGUUAAGAAUCGCGUCCGGGCCGGCAUAGCGACCUUCAUACAAAUGCAGAAUACGACAAAGAGUUACAAAGAAAAAGACGCGGGAAAAGUUGUUGUCUACACGACAACAAUGGGUAUCGUCAGAUCAACAUACCAACGCUGUGUCCUCGUGAAGAAAAUACUUCGGAACCUCCUCAUCAAGUAUGAUGAGCGAGACGUCUUCAUGAGCAUCGAGUAUCAAGAUGAAAUACGGGACCGGAUGAGGAGUGAGCAGAUUUUAGUGCCACAGCUCUUCGUGGAUGGACAACAUAUCGGGGAUGCGGAAACCGUAGAGAAACUUAACGAGAGCGGAGAGCUGCGGAAAAUGCUGAAGCCUUACAAGAGUCCCGACGCGUGCACCACGUGUCAGAUGUGCGGUGGCUUCCGUCUUCUACCCUGCAGGAUCUGCAAUGGAUCCAAGAAGAGCCUCCACCGGAACCACUUCACUGCCGAAUUCGUGGCGCUCAAAUGCAUGAACUGCGAUGAAGUUGGUCUCGUGAGGUGCGAGGCUUGCUCUUAGUACAGAAACCGUUUCAAGGACGCGAGCGAUUUGUGAUAAUUCAAUUCAA